Linepithema humile (Argentine ant) is the source of this 3657-nucleotide messenger RNA. The record is from RefSeq and is a predicted model, not a curated record. NCBI's taxonomy places the organism in Eukaryota, Metazoa, Arthropoda, Insecta, Hymenoptera, Formicidae.
AAAACCGCGCAAUUAAUUCCCAGAAACGCAGUGACUCUUGAAAUCGCGCCGGAUGCUAUUCUUCAGGGUGUUACGAAAGAACUGUUCGGCACAACCAGCAUCACAUUACUUCAGCGUAAUCACGAGGAUAACAUCAAAGUAUUUUUGCAAAGUUUGGGAAAAAUGUACAACAAUGGCUUGCAACCGCAAUUAGCAAAUCUAUAUCCGACCAUGAAAUUUCCUGUUAGUCGUUCCACGCCGAUGAUCUCGCCGUCAAUCAAAUGGGACCAUUCCGAGGACUGGUACGUAACAAGUCAUAAAAUGCAGACGAAACUCUCUAACGGAGAAAGGAUGGUUGAAGUUGCGCUAAAUGACGAAGAUUACGAAUAUAUGAGCGGUCAUGUGAUUGACGGAAGACAGUUAUUGCCGGCUACUGGAUAUCUCAUUCUAGUUUGGGAAACGAUGGGUAUGCUGAAAAGCCUAUCGUAUACAGAUAUGCCAAUUGUAUUUGAGAAUGUCAAGUUCAUUCGGGCAACGCACUUUCCGAAACAAGGACCCGUGUAUCUAAGAAUAAUGGUGCAGAAAGCAACUGGAAAGUUUGAAGUUAUCGAAGGAGAUAAUGCCGUUGUCACUGGCACUGUGCGUGAACCGACAGAUAUUGCCGAAGAAAAGUUACCGAGUCAACUGUUAAAUCAAGAGAAUGACAAUGAGGAGGAAGUAAUGAAGACAAAAGAUAUCUACAAGGAACUCAGAUUACGAGGAUAUCAAUACACCGGCAUGUUUCGAGGUCUGAAGAGUUCGUCGACUACGGGAAAACAAGGGCACAUAGCUUGGUUGUACAACUGGGUAACAUUUAUGGAUAAUAUGCUGCAAAUAAAAAUUCUCGCGAGAGACACGAGGAAUCUUCAUGUUCCCACGGGAAUACAAAAGUUGGUGAUCGAUACGAAAUUUCACAUACAGCAAGUACGGAACGCAGCAGCUAACGAUUAUCAGCUUCCUGUGCGUGUGUACAAAACCUUCGACGCGGUAGUAUCCGGCGGUGUAGAAAUUCGCGGAAUCAAGGCUACUUCCAUAUUUCGCCGAAAAACAGCGGGGGAGCCCGUUCUCGAAGAAUACAGAUUCAUAGCUCAUCGCGACGGAGCCGAGGUUUCUCUACAAGAAGCCGUGAUGCUGUCGACGCAUCUCGCUCUGGAGUAUCAUCAAGUGAUAAAAGUAAAUAUUAUCGAAUUGAUCGAAGAUGAUGACAAAGUAGAAACAAAUGAAAUAGCAUCGCCACUGUUUAUUGAUAUCUUGGGUGAUCUACCGUUGCUUCAACCAAACAUUACUCUGGUAACCAGAACCGAUCGCUUCGAUUGCGUUACUCUUCCUUCGAAAAUCACAGUCUCGCAAUCGAAGAAGUUGUCGAAUGACGAUAAGACAAUAUUAAUCAUAGGAUACGAUUUGUUCACGAAGAAUAAGAGCAAAACCUUAAAAGAAAUUUUGCCGGCGUUACAAAACAAUGGAUUCUUAUUGACACGAGAACAGUCCUUCACGAAAGAUGACAUUGCGACUGCCGAAAAGUACGAUUUAGCAGUAGUACUUGAGAAACGCUCGCAGAAAGAGCACUUUAUACUGUUAAAGAAGACAGAACAGUCGACGAGGAAAACUAAAGUUAUUCACGUGAACAAUUACGAGUUCUCUUGGUUAGAGCAGCUUAAAUCGAUCUUGAACGCGGAGAACGAGUCAAGAAACGCUGCAAAAAUAAUUUUAGUCAGCGAGAAAGAUUCGGAAUGCGGCUUGUUGGGCCUCGUCAAUUGCUUGAGAAGAGAACCAGGCGGCGAAUUGAUUAGAGGAGUGUUUAUUCAAGACGAAACUGCACCGGAGUUUUCUUUGCACGAGCCAUUAUACGCGGAGCAACUUCGGAUCGAUCUUAUUAUAAAUGUCUUGCGUCCGGGUAAAACAUGGGGUUCAUACAGACAUCUUCCGUUAGCGCCGCUGACACCGAAGCUCGUAUACCACGCAUUUGCCAAUCAAUUGGUGAGCGGUGAUUUGAGUUCAUUUCGCUGGAUUGAAGGUCCGAUUACCCCGGAUUAUAAGGAGAAUAAUCUCGUUCACAUAGCUUACUCGUCUAUCAAUUUCAAAGAUGUAAUGAUAGCGUCCGGCAAACUGGCGGGAGAUGUUUUCUACUUAACGCGCGGACGACUCGAGGAUUGUAUGGUGGGUAUGGAAUAUGUCGGCGUCGAUAAUACUGGACAAAGAGUGAUGGGAAUUUGGGAAAACAGAUCCAUAUCAAAUAUGUGCAUAUCCUACAAAGACAUGUGCUGGAACGUUCCCGAUGAGUGGAGCAUGGAGGACGCUGCAACGGUUCCAUGCGCUUACAGCACGUGCUGUUACGGAUUAUUCAAAGCGAAAAUGAAAAAGAGCGACACGAUACUCAUCCACUCCGGCACCGGUGCCGUGGGACAAGCUGCAAUUCAUCUUGCGCAUCACAAAGGUUGCGAGAUAUUCACCACCGUUGGCACUCCGGAAAAGCGAAAGUUUAUCAGAGACACGUUCCCGUUCAUCCCAGAGAAUCACAUUGGAAAUUCGCGCGACAACAGUUUCGAGCAAAUGAUACUUAAUCAGACCAACGGCCGUGGCGUGGACAUUGUAUUAAACUCACUCGCCGAAAAAAAACUCCAGACGUCCAUCCGUUGCCUCGCAAAAAGCGGGCGUUUUCUGGAAAUCGGCAAAUUCGAUUUUAUGGCCAAUAAUUUAUUGAACCUGUCAAUCCUUUCGAAAGGAAUUAAAUUUUACAGCGUUAUGUUGGAUAAUAUAUUCUUAGCUCCGGAGAAAAUGAAAGCAAAUUUCAAUAGGAUAGUGACCGCAAAUCUCGUGAAUAAAGCUAUUCAACCGAUUGCCAGGAAGAUUUUCAAAAAAGACGAAGUAGAAGCUGCAUUCAGAUACAUGGCAGCUGGAAAGCAUAUAGGAAAGAUAAUCAUAAAAAUGCACAAAGAAAAUGAAUCUAUGAGCGCACCCAUUCUUGCACUUCCACGUUAUUACUGUCUAUCAAACAAAUCGUACAUCAUCUUAGGCGGGUUGGGUGGCUUCGGCUUAGAAUUAGCCGACUGGCUGGUUGUUCGUGGCGCUCAGAAUCUGGUGUUCAUCUCGCGCGCCGGAGUAAAAAACGGAUAUCAACAAAUGAAAAUCGAUCUAUGGAAAUCUUACGGAGUGAAAGUGCUAAUCAUAUCGAACGUCGACGUAUCGGACGUCAAAGAUUGCGAAUAUAUGCUAAAAUCGGCGGAAAAACUGGCGCCGGUGGACGCUAUAUUCAACCUGGCAGUAAUAUUGAAUGAUAAAAUUUGUCCGAAUCAAACUGUAGAAACGUUCCAAGAGCCCUUCAAAGCGAAAGCUUGGGCCACAAAAAACUUGGAUCAUUUGACCAGAAAAAUAUGUCCUCAGCUUCGUCACUUUGUUGUGUUCUCUUCGGUAUCUUGCGGCAGAGGAAAUGCCGGACAGACCAAUUACGGCAUGGCAAAUUCUAUCAUGGAAAGAAUUUGCGAGAGAAGAGUGCAAGAGGGUCUGCACGGACUAGCGAUUCAAUGGGGUGCGGUCGGCGAUGUCGGCCUCGUGGCUGAUAUGAGCAACGACAAAGAAUGGUUAAUCGGCGGCACUUUGCAGCAAAAGAUAACUUCCUGCAUCUCGAAACUCGAGGACUUU